This is a messenger RNA of Cuscuta campestris, 1730 nucleotides long. NCBI's taxonomy places the organism in Eukaryota, Viridiplantae, Streptophyta, Magnoliopsida, Solanales, Convolvulaceae. The record is from the annotation of a GenBank genome assembly.
CAGUUUUACUCUAAAAUUUUACAUGGUAUCGGAGCCAAAUCCGAGGGCACGAUACGUCUGAUUCUCCGCUGACGCCGAUCGCCUCUAUCACCGGCGAUCUUUGUUCGGCGUUUGGUAACGGUUCUUCGCGGAGCGCUGCACGGCGACCGAUAAGUUGUCUCGGUUUGGUCCUUUUUGUGUCAAGCUUUGAAGAUCCGUAAUGACAUCCACCACAAAGAAAACCCGAUUGAUUCAUGAUUCUUCGUCCGAGUAUUAUCUUCAUCCUUCCGAGGGCCCAGGUAACGCUCUCACGAAACAUGUUUUGAAAGGCGAUAAUUUUGAUACGUGGGAAAAGACUAUUGUUAAUGCUUUGAAGGGUCGUAGCAAGGCUGGUUUUCUGUCCUCUGUUGGUAUGCCUAAGCCUACAGAUCCCAUGGAACUUGAAGCUUGGGAAGCAAAUAAUUCAACAAUUUGUAGUUGGAUUUUUAACAGCGUUGAUGAAACAAUUCAACCCAGUAUUGCUUCCCAUACUGUGGUUCAUGAAUUAUGGACAGAUCUGAAAGCUCGUUAUAGCACUGUUAAUGAGCCUCACAUCUAUCAGUUGGAGAAUGAAUUGCAAAAUCUCCGUCAGAAAGGUCAAACAGUGGUUGUGUAUUACAACCAAUUUGUCACUGUUUGGAACAAGUUGUAUGGGAUGGAUGAUCCAACAUGCGGAUGCAAGUGUGAGGCGGCAGCACAGUUGAAGGAUCGAGCUGAAAAAUCAAAAACUCGAAAGUUUCUUUUGGGGUUAGACGACGAACAGUUCGGUAGUAUACGCGGCCAAAUUCUUGGAACCCAACCUUUGGUGGAUCUUAAUAAGGCGUUCUAUUUGAUCACCCAAGAAGAACGACAUAAAAACGUUGUUCGUGCUAGGGAUGACCACACGGAUGCCAUGGCGUUUGCUACAACACGAACAAACUCAAACGGAGGACGUGGCCGCCAAUCGCCUACCCGAGGGGGAGGUCGCGGCAACAGGGGCGGCCGAACAGCAGCACUGCCGGCACCUACUGCCGUGGGGCAGCACGGGGGUACGGCAGGCCCGUCAGCCAAUGCAGCAGCCGAAGCACCCCCCUCCCUCUCUGCUUUAUCCCCCGAUCAAGUCGCUCGUCUUUUCUCCAUGCUAGAAGCAUCCCCUUCAAAUAGUGAUAAGUUACAAGUUUUCCCGUUUGCAUUGUCCACCACGCCGACCUCGGCCCCCGAGGAUUCUUCCCGGUCAGCCCACGCAGACUUCCCCACCGUCCAACCUGUGUCUGCCGCCGAUCAGCCAACAUCGCCGGCAUCCGUCCCAGUUGUUUCCGGGCAGUCCCCACCCGUACCCGAUAGCGACGGCGAGUCUGCCCCGGACAGUCCGCCGUUGCCCACCCGUCCUACCCGUGAUCGGAGACCCCCUGCCAAGCUAUCAGAUUACUAUUGCCACACCGCCCAGACAUCUACUCCCGUUGCCACUCGCAUUGUUUUGUCCAAGUCUUCAGGUACUCGAUAUCCUAUCCACAAUUUUGUUCAUUAUGAGAAAUUACAUGGCAGGGAUGGCAUGAUGGAUGAUGUUUAAAACUAUCCUCUGUAAAAGCAAAAAUAAAUCUAUUUUCACUCUUUAAAACUAUUCUAAUUUCGCAUACUAAAAUAAAAUUUUAAUGAAAUAUUAAGAGUGUUUCGUAUUUGCUACUCGGGGGUAUUAUUUUUUGAAUUGACUUGAAUCAAUUCUUGUUUAAUUU